Molecule: messenger RNA, 351 nt
Organism: Perkinsus marinus ATCC 50983
Lineage: Eukaryota; Perkinsozoa; Perkinsida; Perkinsidae
Product: WD repeat pf20, putative
Exons: 4
Coding region: 1-351 (116 amino acids)
Source: RefSeq, a predicted model, not a curated record
AUGGACGCUUCCCCGGAGCUCCUCGAGUCCAUCAUCAACGGAAAUGACGAUGACGAAGUGUUCGAGCGUAUCUCUGAGGAUGGCUUUGAUCAAGACGAUCUCGAUAAAGACGACCCCCUAGGAGAUAUCGACGCUUUGCUGCGGGAAAGUGUCGCCUCUACUGAGAAGAGAUCUCCGUUGACAGCAGCAGUACGGGUCCGACCACCGGUAGUUGAUGACUUUAUUCGCAACUUCUUCAUGAAACACGGUCUUAAACGUUCGUUGGAUGCGUUCCAGAACGAGUGGUAUGGCAUGCAGCUAUCUGGCAAGCUCGAUGCGACAGCGAUGGAUGAUGCCGUUCCUGACUUGUGA